AUGCAGUCGCACUUUGAGGUUUUCGACAAAAUGCUAGAGGAAGUCCAGCAGCUGCGGCUCGAUGCAAUCUACUUCACAAAGCUAACAUCUAGGAUGGAUGGAAGAAUAGAGAAGCUGAGAAAGAAAUGCAGGAGGUACAAGGAAAAGUUUAUCCAAAGGCCAUUGGAAAGAUAUGCCAAAAGGAUUGCAAAAUGCCAUAAGGCUGUGAAGAAACUUCUCCGUAAUAACAGAGACAGCGGAAAAACAUUUGGCGAUGUUGUCACGGGGCUCAAGAAGAGGUGUGAAGAGCUCUGUUCAAGGGCGGAAGCAUCUUUUGAUCUUGAGCAUCCUUCGAUAUCUGACAUGAACUGUGUUGUCAACCUGGGAGAGAUGGGAAAGAAUGAGAAGCUGUAUUGUAGAUGUGGGAGGCCACCAUUCAAGAGUAUGAUAGCAUGCGACUCUCCGGAUUGUGUCAGAAAAUGGUUUCAUUUUGAGUGUGUUGGUCUUGCAAGCACACCAAGAGCACCCUGGACGUGCCCUGAGUGCAGGAAGGCAGCAGCACUGAAUGAUUGA
Messenger RNA from Encephalitozoon hellem ATCC 50504, 552 nucleotides. RefSeq names its product chromatin remodeling protein. Gene Ontology annotation, cellular component: Rpd3L complex; nucleus; Rpd3L-Expanded complex. Gene Ontology annotation, biological process: regulation of DNA-templated transcription. Bases 1 to 552 code for a protein of 183 amino acids. The transcript has a single exon. Lineage: Eukaryota; Fungi; Microsporidia; Unikaryonidae. The record is from RefSeq and is a predicted model, not a curated record.